GAAAGUAGAGAAAUCAACACAGCAUCAGCAACUUUACUAAACUUUGAAGAUAACUAAAAAUGGAAUUUCCAAUACGGAUUUUGGUGCUCUUUGCAUUGCUGGCCUUUCCAGCAUGUGUCCACGGUGCAAUCCGCAAGUACACGUUUAAUGUGGUAACGAAGCAAAUGACGCGGCUUUGCUCAACGAAACAGAUAGUUACCGUUAACGGUAAGUUUCCAGGACCCACAAUCUAUGCUAAUGAAGACGACACAGUUCUCGUUAACGUCGUCAACAACGUCAAGUAUAAUGUCUCUAUCCAUUGGCAUGGAAUAAGACAAUUACGAACCGGUUGGGCCGAUGGACCAGCCUACAUAACCCAAUGCCCCAUUAAACCAGGUCACAGCUACGUGUAUAACUUCACGGUCACAGGGCAACGUGGAACACUCUGGUGGCACGCACAUGUUCUCUGGCUCCGAGCUACGGUUCAUGGUGCCAUCGUGAUUCUGCCAAAACCGGGUCUACCUUACCCGUUCCCUAAACCACACAGAGAAGAAGUCAUCGUACUAGGUGAGUGGUGGAAAUCCGACACCGAAAAUGUUAUUAAUGAAGCAUUAAAAUCCGGUUUAGCACCUAAUGUCUCAGAUGCUCAUGUCAUUAACGGCCAUUCAGGUCUCGUCCCAAACUGCCCUUCGCAAGGUAAUUUUAAAUUGGUGGUAGAGAGCGGAAAAACAUACAUGCUACGACUAAUAAACGCAGCACUGAACGAAGAGCUGUUCUUCAAGAUCGCUGGUCACCGCUUCACCAUUGUGGAAGUUGACGCCGUCUACGUCAAAACCUUCACCACUGAUACAAUCCUAAUCGCACCCGGCCAAACCACCACCGCCUUAGUCUCGGCUGCCCGUCCCUCAGGCAAAUACCUAAUUGCCGCCGCUCCAUUCCAAGACUCGACCGUCGUGGCUGUGGACAAUCGUACAGCCACUGCUACAGUACAUUACUCCGGCACACUCUCGGCCACACCUACCAAAACCACUUCACCACCUCCUCAGAAUGCCACUUUCGUUGCCAACUCGUUUGUUAAUUCUCUACGCAGUCUUAAUUCAGUCAUAUAUCCAGCUAAAGUUCCAACCAGUGUAGAUCAUGAUCUCUUAUUCACCGUCGGAUUAGGAAUCAACCGUUGUCACAGUUGUAAAGCCGGGAAUUUGACACGAGUAGUCGCUACGAUAAACAACAUUACAUUCAAAAUGCCUAAAACAGCUCUGCUUCAAGCGCAUUACUUCAACCUAACUGGAAUCUACACAACCGAUUUUCCAGCUAAACCGCACCAUGUUUUUGAUUAUACCGGGAAACCACCUUCGAAUCUUGCAACCAUGAAAGCCACAAAGCUUUACAAGCUUCCGUACAAUUCAACUGUGCAAGUUAUUUUACAGGAUACUGGAAAUGUGGCACCGGAGAACCAUCCAAUUCAUCUUCAUGGAUUUAAUUUCUUUGUAGUUGGUAUUGGAUCUGGUAAUUAUAACUCCAAAAAAGAUUCCAAGAAAUUUAAUCUUGUUGAUCCUGUGGAGAGGAAUACGGUUGGAGUACCUUCUGGUGGUUGGGCGGCCAUCAGAUUUCGAGCGGAUAAUCCUGGUGUUUGGUUUAUGCAUUGCCAUUUAGAGGUGCACACAACAUGGGGACUUAAGAUGGCUUUUCUGGUGGAGAAUGGUAAAGGCCCCAACCAAUCAAUUCUUCCUCCUCCAAGCGAUCUUCCCAAAUGUUGACAACUCCAAAAUUAAUCAAUCAAGUCUUUUUUUUUUAUCAAACAUCAAUUAAGUCUUUUCUUGAUAUAUUUCAAUUAGAUAUUUGUGUGCAAACAGUCACACUGCAGUAAUUGUAUGCUUGUGUUACGCUUUAAUGAAAUGAUGAAAAAGCACACCCGUUUUCAACUCACCAAUAUUUUAUA
This is a messenger RNA of Raphanus sativus (radish), 1918 nucleotides long. RefSeq names its product laccase-10. Gene Ontology annotation, biological process: lignin catabolic process. Bases 60 to 1736 code for a protein of 558 amino acids. Gene Ontology annotation, molecular function: copper ion binding; hydroquinone:oxygen oxidoreductase activity. Gene Ontology annotation, cellular component: apoplast. The transcript has 6 exons. The record is from RefSeq and is a predicted model, not a curated record. NCBI's taxonomy places the organism in Eukaryota, Viridiplantae, Streptophyta, Magnoliopsida, Brassicales, Brassicaceae.